AUGCGCUGGGCGGCAGCAACUCCGCCACCGGCGCAGGGGGGCGCGCCGCCCGCCCCCGCGCCCGCGCAGCGCCGCGGCUUGGACACACCGCCCCCUCCCGGCCCUGCCCUUCGCGCCCCCCCGCGCGCGCGCGGACGCCCCGUCCGCCUUCCCCCGGCGGCCGCGGGGGCGCUCCCGUCGCCUUUGUCUGGCGCGGGGCUCGGACCGGCGCGGGGGGGGGGCGCCCCCCAUCCCUGUCCCCGUCCCCGUCCCUGUCCCUGGCCGUCCCCAUCCUUAUUCCCAUCCCUAUCCCCAUCCCUUCCGCCGAGCUCCGCCGGCGCGCUGUCCUGCGUGGCGCGAUCCCCCCCGCCGGUGCCUCCAUCCGCCGGUGCGGGGGUCCGCUCCCUUGCGUUCAAAAGCAAAGCCAUCCCUCCCCGCAGCCCCGCCGGUCCCCGCCGGCCCGGGAACGGAGAACUCGCCGUGCCCCUUCCUCCCCUACCUGCGGGCCGGGCUGCGCCGAGCCCCGAGCGGGCGCUUGCGGGGACAGCUGCCCCGAUACUACCGCAUCUUCCGCCCGGGCAGCGGGGCGGGAGACGGAGAGCCCCCGGUACAGCGGUCCCGACUGAGCUGCUGGGGGAACGGGGAAGUGACGGGGGUUCCUCUGGUAAAUCCCCUGGGGCACACGGGACACUGCUCCGCUGCUGCCGGACCCCGGGGGCGGCGGGGAGCGGCUCGGCCCCCGCCGCCACGUCUCAAACUUCGGGGAAACGCGUUCCGAUCCCCCCUCCCGCCCCUUUUCCGCUAGGACCGGCUUUUUAUCCCGGCGAGAGAAAUGCGGAGCUCUCAGGAACAACCAGAAGAGCGAAACAAACAAGAAACCGCAGAAGAAAGCAUUGGAAAGGCGGCCGGGAGAUAAUCCAGGAAUGCUUCAGAUAAGGAAGGGGGGGACUAUACGUGCGGAGAUACCCGAAAAGUCAGAGUCUGAUGGAAAGGCUGAAAGAGGGACGGGGGGGUCGGGGGGAAACCCGCACUUGUUUAGAGCCUAUUAAAGGUCACACCGGGCUGGGGGGUGGGGUGCCGCUGAUGAUAAAAGGAGUUUAAGAGCGAAGGGUUUAAGCGCGCAGAUGAAGCGCAGCGCCAGGAUUUGGGGGGUUUGUUUACUGGCUCCCGAUGCAGGAACCAAAAGAGCGGCGGGUCCGUGCGGAGAGCGAGCCCGGGGUCAGCCGGGGCUGCCCUGCGCCCAGCCCGGGCCCCGGGAGCCGCGGCGGCGCCCCGGGAUGCGCGGGGCCGGGAACAGGAGCUGUCCGCUGCCCCACGGCCGGGCCUGACGCUGGCACAAGUUAUGGAGGGGUUUGAUUAAUUAAAUGGAGGGCUUCA
Messenger RNA from Melospiza melodia melodia, 1356 nucleotides. RefSeq lists its product as uncharacterized. The coding region runs from base 1 to 915 and encodes 304 amino acids. The transcript has 3 exons. The record is from RefSeq and is a predicted model, not a curated record. Lineage: Eukaryota; Metazoa; Chordata; Aves; Passeriformes; Passerellidae.